Gekko japonicus is the source of this 2460-nucleotide messenger RNA. Its product is annotated as protocadherin gamma-A12-like. Gene Ontology annotation, biological process: homophilic cell-cell adhesion. Gene Ontology annotation, cellular component: plasma membrane. The record is from RefSeq and is a predicted model, not a curated record. Bases 1 to 2460 code for a protein of 819 amino acids. Gene Ontology annotation, molecular function: calcium ion binding. The transcript has a single exon. Lineage: Eukaryota; Metazoa; Chordata; Lepidosauria; Squamata; Gekkonidae.
AUGACAACAUUUCACUGGGACUGCAAAAUGGGAGCUGUCUUUUGCUUAAUUUUUGUAAACAUUUGGCAAGUUGUUACUGGGCAGAUUCACUACUCCAUGCCUGAAGAAACAGAAAAAGGUUAUUUGGUGGGGAACAUCGCGAAAGACCUGAAGCUGGAAAUAAAGGAGCUCUCACACCGUGGAGUCCACAUUUUCUCCUCAGGUAGGACCCAGCAUUUUGCUUUAAAUUACAAGAGUGGCCAUAUGUAUUCCACAGAGAGGAUAGACAGAGAGGAGAUCUGUGGACGGGUGGAAAAGUGUCUCCUGGAUUUUGAGAUUAUAGUUGGGGAUUCAAUGAAAGUUUAUGGAGUCAGAGUGGAAAUUACAGAUAUUAAUGAUAAUGCUCCCAGAUUUCAUUCAGAGAAAAUGAAGCUCAAAAUCAGCGAGUCAACUCCAACAGGAUCCCUAUUUCCACUGUAUGAAGCUCAGGAUCCUGAUUUAGGGAAUAAUUCUCUUCAAGGUUACAAGCUCAGUAGCAAUACCCAUUUUUCCCUCAACAUGGAAACAACAGUGGAUGGCAGGCAAUAUGCUGAAUUACUGCUGGAAAAGCCCCUCGACCGUGAAAAAGAAACUGAUCAUAAUCUGGUACUCACAGCGUAUGACGGGGGAAUUCCUCUCAGGACUGGGACUUUGCAGGUUCAUGUGAUUGUUCUGGAUGCUAAUGACAACCCACCUGUUUUUAACCAACGUAUCUAUGAAGUCUGUGUUGAAGAAGAUAUUUCUAUAGGAAGCACAGUGGUUACAUUAAAAGCCACUGACCUGGAUGAAGGGAUAAACAAAGAACUGAAGUAUUCAUUAAUGAAAAUCACAGCAAAAGCUUCGCAAAUAUUUCACCUAGACUCUAACACAGGGGAAAUAAUUCUUGCAGGAAAUUUAGACUAUGAAGACUCUACACAAUAUGAAAUGGAAGCCCAGGUCCAUGACGGUGGAGAGUUGUUUGACAAGUCAAAAGUUGUGAUAUUUGUUACUGAUGUGAAUGAUAAUGCACCAGAAGUGAUAAUAACCUCUGUCAUCAACUCAGUCCCUGAGAAUUCUCCACCAGGGACUGCAAUAGCGCUCUUAAAUGUGCGAGAUCAGGAUUCAUCCAACAAUGCAGAAGUUGUAUGUUCAGUUCCCAAUAACCUCCCUUUCCAACUGACAACAUCCUAUGGUAGUUACUAUAGUUUGGUAACCAACAGAGCCCUGGACCGGGAACAAGUGACAACUUACAACAUCACAAUCACAGCCACAGACCAUGGGACACCCUCACUUUCUACUUCCAUUAUCAUUCCACUCCUAAUUUUAGACAUAAAUGACAACCCUCCCCUCUUCCCCCAAUCCUCCUACAUUUCCUACCUCAUCGAGAAUAAUCAAAGAGGUGCUUCUGUCUUCUCACUCAAGGCAAAUGAUCCAGACUGGGAAGAGAACGCCAGAAUAAUGUAUUCCAUUAUAAAAAGUCAGAUGGCUGAUUUUCCCCUUUCUUCCUUACUUUCCAUUAAUUCUGAAACUGGGAUUAUUUAUGCCUUGACCGCCUUUGAUUAUGAACAGUUCAGAGAAAUUAACUUCCUAGUCAAGGCCCAAGAUGGAGGAUCCCCAUCACUCAGCUCCAAUGUUUCAGUGACUCUUUUCAUUCUGGAUCAGAAUGAUAACACCCCAGAAAUCCUGUACCCUUCUGUCCCUACUGAUGGCUCCACUGGAGUUGAGCUGGCUCCUCACUCUUCUGAGCCUGGCUACCUGGUCACUAAGGUGGUGGCAGUGGAUGCAGACUCUGGCCAGAAUGCCUGGCUCUCCUAUCAGCUACUCAAGGCCACAGAGCCAGGGCUCUUCUCCAUAGGACUCCACACUGGAGAGAUCAGGACGACCCGCUUCUUUCUGGACAAGGACGCUCUCAGGCAAAGCCUGGUGGUUUUAGUGAAGGACAAUGGGCAGCCCCCUCUGUCUGCCUCAGUCACGGUCACUGUGGUGUUGGCCGACAGCAUCCCUGAAAGCCUCUCUGAUAUUAGCAGCAUCUCAGCUCCUGCAGACCCCCAGUCGGACCUCCCUUUUUAUCUGGUGGUUGCUGUGGCUUUUGUCUCCUGCUUGUUUUUCAUCUUCCUCCUUGUGUUGUUGGCACUCAGACUUCGCAGGUGGAGGAAUUCUCAGUUGUAUGAUUCUGGGAGUGGGAAUUUCAGUGGCGUCCCAGUUUCACAGUUCGUAGGAAUCAGUGGAGUCCAAGCUUUUCUUCACUCCUACUGCCACGACUUCUCUCUCACCACAGACUCUCAGAAGAGCAAUUUUGCCUUUCCAAAGGGUACAUCCUCUGAUAUUCUGCCAAGUCAGCAGCCUUGUGAAAUAAGGGAUCCUUUCCUCAGUGCUGAAGACACAAAACGUUUUAAUGGGGAUUCAGACAACAUCCAGGUGAGCUGUCUUUGUCUUUGGUGCAAAAUAGAAAUCAUGUUGUAG